AUGAAAAUCCAACUCCCAACCGCGCACACGCCACCAAGCACACAAAAAAAUAAUGUCGUCUUCGCAAUCACAAACAGCCCAGCCGUGAACACCGACUCCGAGUCCACACGACUCGAGGCCUUACCAGCCGAGCUGAUCACCCUCAUCGCCAAUCACCUCGACAUCAAGAGCCUCAGACAGCUCCGGCUCAGCAGCCGCCGGCUCGACGUGGCGUCAAGCCACGCCUUCAAGCUCCGCCUAGCAUGCGUCUCGUUCUGGUUCAUGGAGGCGAGCAUGAAGAGGCUCGCGCUUCUAUCCGAGAGCAGCAGAUGGAGCCAGCACGUCAAGACGCUGGCCAUCAUGGCGAGCUGCCCCGAGAAAGGAGAACGCCGCAGCUCAGAACUCGCCUACCCCCCGGUGGCCUGGACGCUCAGAAGCCCUCAGAUGCCCCAUUUCGGCUUGCAUCUGUAUAGACUACCUGCGGAUCCAGCAGCAGCGGGUGAAGAAUCGGAAACGUUACGCUUCGGAACCAUGCCGAACGUCCACACCCUCGUUCUUCACAUCGGCUCGAUAUAUCCCUAUGGUAUAUGCUCCGGGAGCCUGCUAGAUGUCGAUCAGCACCGCUCGCUUCCAGCGCUCUACGCAGCCCUCCCAAACCUCACCACGCUACAACUACGACGGGUAGACGUAGGCGAAGCGCGUUCCUCAGACUCGGUCCGAUCGCUUGGCCCCUUAGCUCUGCUGACCAUCAAGCCCAGCCUGCGCUGCCUGGGCAUCGGUGACAGCUACUUCGAAUCAUUGCAAGAGGCGAUCGAUCUGGUGCGCAGGCACAAGGAUUACCUUCGGUCAGUCGAGAUCCGCAGAACCUUCGGUAACGGCUGGGUGGGGUUGCUUCGUGUGCUGCAGCACGAGCUGCCGUUUCUGGAGAACGUUGUAUUCGAAGAUAACGAGAUGGUUGAAGGUGUCAGGAUGAGGAUUGAAUGGUCGGAUGGCACUUGCGAUAACGGACAACACGCAAGGGAGAUGAUCAGGGAAAAGGGUGUCAAGCGGACGCUUGGUGAGAUGAUUGCCGGCUUGAACAGAUGA
Molecule: messenger RNA, 1065 nt
Organism: Lasiodiplodia theobromae
Lineage: Eukaryota; Fungi; Ascomycota; Dothideomycetes; Botryosphaeriales; Botryosphaeriaceae
Exons: 1
Coding region: 1-1065 (354 amino acids)
Molecular function (GO): protein binding
Source: RefSeq, a predicted model, not a curated record